CCCCCAGGGAGGCAGCGCAGCCAGCUCCUUGGAACCUCGGCCGCUGGCCCCCGCAGGCCGGCUGCUCCUGUUGGCCUUUGCUCCGCGCCUCCACGACACCAUGGCGGCCUAGCGCAUAAAGCGAGACGGGCAGACCCAGUGGGCCGGCUGGCAACUUCUCCCGCAUGCGCUGUGAGUACCAGCUUCUGCUCGAGGCAGGACCCGGUGCCGAGAUACACACAUUGCGACCUACAGAAACCAGCACAGAAUUGCCCAACGCCGGAGAGCAAGCUGGCAACUGAUUGGGAAAUAACCAGUCACUCAGCUAUUUUAAUUGAUGGAAUAAAAAAAAGUAGCCUGCUCAGCAGGAUCAUCUCCAAGGACAAUGAACCUGACCCUGGGCCUGGGCCUGUUUCUGGCUGGCGUCCUCUCCGUGAAGGGCUUUCUGAAGCCCAGCCUCCAUGGACAGAGCUAUGGAUCUGUGAGCCAGGCCCAGGGGUGGCGGAGCAAGAGGAUAGCCCAGGAGCUCGCCCGGCGCAACAUGGAUUUCGGCUUCAAGCUGCUCAAAAAGCUGGCCUCCAGCAACCCCGGCCGGAACAUCUUCUUCUCCCCCUUGAGCGUCUCCACGGCCUUCUCCAUGCUGUGUCUGGGGGCCCAGGACUCCACGCUGGCGGAGAUCAAGGAGGGCUUCAACUUCAGGGAGGUGCCCGAGAGAGACCUGCACGAGGGCUUCCACUACCUCCUGGGCAGGCUGAACCAGGAGAAGCGCGACAUCAAGCUGCGAGUCGGGAAUUCUCUGUUCAUCGACCGGAGGCUGCAGCCCCAGCAGAAGUUCCUGAGGGAGACCAAGAACCUGUACGACGCGGAAACUGUCCCCACCGACUUCCAGAACCUGGAGCUGGCGCAGAAGAAGAUCAAUGAGUACGUGAGUGAGAAGACGCAGGGGAGAAUCAGCCACCUCAUCCGGAACAUAGACCCUGGCACGGUGAUGCUUCUCACCAAUUACAUUUUCUUUCGAGCCAGGUGGCUACAUGAGUUUGAUCCCAAAGCGACGAAACAGGAAGAUUUCAUGGUGAGCAGGAACAGGUCGGUGCAGGUGCCCAUGAUGCUGCGCGGGGGCUUGUACGACGUGGGCCGGGACGAGCAGCUGGCCAGCACCGUCCUGGAGAUGCCCUACGAGGGGAACAUCACAGCCACCUUCAUCCUUCCCGACGAAGGCAAGCUGAAGCUCCUGGAGGACGGCUUGCACGUGGACAUCUUCGCCAAGUGGAAGAAGCUGAUGUCGCGGAGGGUGGUGGACGUGUCCGUGCCCAAGCUCCACAUCCAAGGCACCUACGACCUGAAGAAGACACUGUCACACCUGGGCAUCACCAAGAUCUUUGAAGAGCACGGGGACCUCACCAGGAUCGUCCCGCAUCGCAGCCUGAAAGUCGGCCAGGCGGUGCACAAGGCUGAGCUGCAGAUGGACGAGAAGGGCACGGAGGGGGCCGCGGGCUCCGGAGCAGAGACGCUGCCCAUGGAGACGCCGCUAAGCGUCAGGAUGAACCAUCCCUUCCUGAUGAUGAUUUACGAGAAGGUCACACCUUCCAUGAUCUUCUUGGCAAGGGUUGCCGACCCCAGCAAGUGAUCAAGGAGGGGUUUCUGCAGCCUGUGGACCCAGCUGCAGCUUGGGCCCGAGUGGGGUGCACAUCUGCUGGGGAGCGAGGCUCAGGCACAUUCAGAUUCGAUUCAGAAACCACCCAAGGACGUCAUCGUCCUCUCUGGGCUUCUCGCUUGCUCUCCUUCCAAUGUCAUUCCAAGGUCAGGAUCUGUCGCCACCCACCCCUCCCCGAUGGAGUUCUCUUCCCUGGGCAGGCUGAGGGCUUUUGUGAUUUAAUAAACAAGCACUCCUGCCCCCCAA
Oryctolagus cuniculus (rabbit) is the source of this 1879-nucleotide messenger RNA. It is a transcript of the gene SERPINA12, whose product is annotated as serpin family A member 12. Lineage: Eukaryota; Metazoa; Chordata; Mammalia; Lagomorpha; Leporidae. Gene Ontology annotation, molecular function: serine-type endopeptidase inhibitor activity. The record is from RefSeq and is a predicted model, not a curated record.